AUGUCUCAAACACAGGAAAAGGCGCAGGAGAAGCUCAUCGAGUCGACUUCCUCGGUGCCACAGAGCACGGCGGCUCAGCAGAGCGACAAUGUUGCGCAUGCGCUGGCUGGCGCUGGUGGAGGACUGCUGUCCAUGGCCCUGACCUACCCGCUCAUCACCCUCUCUACCCGCGCGCAAGUCGAGUCGAAGCGCGCGCAGUCGUCGACGCUCAAUGCCGCGCGCCGCAUCAUCAAGCGCGAGGGUGUCGCCGGCCUCUACGCCGGUCUCGACUCUGCCCUCUUCGGCAUCAGCGUCACAAACUUCGUCUACUAUUACUGGUACGAAUGGACCCGCUCCUUCUUCGAGAAGGCUGCGCUCAAAGCCGGUCGCGCCUCCUCAAAGCUCACCACGGUCGAGUCGAUGAUGGCAGGCGCCCUCGCCGGCAGCGCAACCGUCCUCAUGACCAACCCCAUCUGGGUCGUCAACACGCGCAUGACUACGCGCAAAUCCGAAGCCUCCGACGAGUCGCUCCCGGGCGCACCUACACCCGCGCAGAAGGCGCCAUCGACGCUUGGCACGCUCUUCGCCCUCGUCCGCGAUGAGGGCCCCGCGCGCCUGUUCGCUGGUGUCAUGCCGGCGUUGGUCUUGGUCAUCAACCCCAUUCUGCAAUACACCGUCUUCGAGCAGCUGAAGCAGAUGCUGGAGAAGCGGAGGAGGGUUACGCCCAAGGAUGCGUUCUACCUUGGUGCGCUGGGCAAGCUGUUGGCUACCAGCAUCACCUACCCGUACAUUACUGUCAAGAGCAGGAUGCACGUUGCGGGCAGGGACGGACCCAGGGAGGACAUGUUGACCACCUUCAGGCGCAUCAUCAGGGAGGAGGGAUACACUGGCCUGUAUGGAGGCAUCGGACCCAAGGUCACCCAGAGUGUCAUCACCGCCGCCUUCCUCUUCGCUUUCAAGGACGCUCUCUACGCCUACACGAUCCAGGCACGCAAGAAGCUUGCGAUGCGCAAGGUGUAG
Messenger RNA from Alternaria incomplexa, 999 nucleotides. RefSeq lists its product as uncharacterized. The transcript has 4 exons. Gene Ontology annotation, cellular component: peroxisomal membrane. Gene Ontology annotation, molecular function: FMN transmembrane transporter activity; FAD transmembrane transporter activity; coenzyme A transmembrane transporter activity. Bases 1 to 999 code for a protein of 332 amino acids. The record is from RefSeq and is a predicted model, not a curated record. Lineage: Eukaryota; Fungi; Ascomycota; Dothideomycetes; Pleosporales; Pleosporaceae.